Molecule: messenger RNA, 5056 nt
Organism: Biomphalaria glabrata
Lineage: Eukaryota; Metazoa; Mollusca; Gastropoda; Planorbidae
Product: protein phosphatase 3 catalytic subunit alpha-like
Exons: 14
Coding region: 164-1669 (501 amino acids)
Biological process (GO): calcineurin-mediated signaling
Cellular component (GO): calcineurin complex; cytoplasm
Molecular function (GO): calmodulin-dependent protein phosphatase activity; calmodulin binding
Source: RefSeq, a predicted model, not a curated record
CGGUUGCGCAUAACAAUGCGCAGAAAGCUCCGACUGUAUGCAAAUGUAAUGUUGUGAACGCCAUCUUUGAGACUUAGCAUAGCGGGACUAUCGAGUUCAAUCCUAAACUAUUCGUGCCAUCGAAGGCACAGUAACGGGAUUUUGAUAAUUCGUGAGCCUAAAGAUGGCCACAACGGAAAACAAGAUGUCUACGACAGAGAGAAUUAUCAAAAGCGUACCUUUUCCACCCAGUCAUAGAGUUAGUAUGAGUGAGGCAUUUGAUGCUAAAGGAAAACCAAGACCAGAUAUAUUGAAGCAACAUUUUAUAUUAGAAGGUAGAGUAACUGAGGAUGUGGCUUUGCGCAUCAUUAAUGAAGGUGCAGCUCUCUUGCGUCAGGAAAAGACAAUGAUAGAUAUUGAAGCUCCUGUUACUGUGUGUGGUGACAUACAUGGCCAAUUUUUUGAUUUAAUGAAACUGUUUGAAGUUGGUGGACCACCAGCUUCAACCCGUUACCUCUUCCUUGGAGACUAUGUAGACCGAGGAUAUUUUAGCAUAGAGUGUGUUCUUUACUUGUGGGCUUUAAAAAUUUUGUACCCAACAACAUUCUUCCUGUUACGUGGCAAUCAUGAAUGUAGACAUCUUACAGAGUAUUUCACAUUUAAACAAGAAUGUAAAAUCAAAUAUACAGAAAGAGUUUAUGAUGCUUGCAUGGAAGCCUUUGACUGUUUACCCCUCUCAGCUUUGAUGAACCAACAGUUUUUAUGUGUACAUGGUGGACUGUCUCCUGAAAUUCAUACUUUAGAUGAUAUUAGAAAGCUGGAUAGAUUUAAAGAACCCCCCGCAUUUGGUCCCAUGUGUGACUUGUUGUGGUCAGACCCUCUAGAAGACUUUGGGAAUGAAAAAUCUUCAGAACACUUUACGCACAACACUGUCAGAGGUUGCUCAUAUUUCUACAGCUAUGCAGCAUGUUGUGAUUUCUUGCAACAGAACAAUUUAUUGUCUAUAAUACGAGCACAUGAAGCACAAGAUGCAGGGUAUAGAAUGUAUAGGAAAAGUCAAACAACUGGUUUUCCAUCAUUGAUAACAAUAUUUUCUGCACCUAACUAUCUAGAUGUUUACAACAACAAAGCUGCUAUUCUGAAAUAUGAAAAUAACGUCAUGAAUAUUAGACAGUUCAAUUGCUCCCCACAUCCUUACUGGUUACCAAAUUUUAUGGAUGUCUUUACGUGGUCUUUACCUUUCGUUGGUGAAAAGGUGACAGAAAUGUUAGUAAAUAUACUAAAUAUUUGUUCUGAUGAUGAGCUAGUUGCCGAAGGUGAAGCAGAUUCAAUGGAAGGUGACGGUGCAAACAAGAGCAAAUCUCAGGCAAAUUUUGACCUUAUAGCUGCAAGAAAAGAGGUUAUCCGCAACAAGAUUAGAGCUAUAGGAAAAAUGGCUAGAGUUUUCACUGUGUUAAGAGAAGAGAGUGAAAGUGUGCUACAGCUAAAAGGUCUUACACCAAAUGGACUACUACCUCUGGGAGCACUCUCUGGUGGUAAAGAUACUCUUAGUAGUGCACUGAGUGGAUUUUCUCCAAAUCAUAAAAUCAGUGGCUUUGAAGAAGCUAAAUGUUUGGACAAAAUGAAUGAGAGAAUGCCCCCUAGGAAAGAUGCUAUGAGUUCUAACAAUAAGGAACAUUCAAAAUCCUAACUAGGAAAGACGACGCAAACUUUUCUAAUGAUUAUUAUUGUCACAUUAAAAUCAUUUUCAUUUUGAUAUAUGAAUGAAUGACUGGCUGAAAUUUUGAUAUUGUUUAGGUAAAAGUGUUGGGUGUUGACUGAAAUAAAUAUUAGUAGAAUUUACCUUCAGAUAUAUUAGAUAAUUUUUUUUUAUACUAGAUAAAUUAAUAAAGGCUGUGUGGUGUAUAACAGAUAUUUUAUCUCUAUUUAACAAAAUCUUUAACACAAAAUACCAAAAAUUAUAUUGAUGUGUUUAAGGGCACUAAGGUUUGAAGCUAAUAUUCUUCAAUUGUGAAAUGUUCAUUGCUGUUGUACACAUUUUCAAUCAGAGGCUUCAGUUUUGUUUUAAAGUAUCAAGUCUUUUGAAAGUUAAAAUAAUAUUCUGUUUGUAAAGGUAUUUGUAAGUUUUAAAGAUAUGUUGUUUUUCUUUUGUUUUUAUUUUAUUAAAGGCUUUGUUGUGCCAUAAAUAAUAUUUUAAAGUCUUUAACAUUUUGAUUUCAGAGAAAAAAAUUUAUGUUGUAUUUUGUUUAUAAACCACAAUUCUUGUUGUAUAUCUGGGGGUUAAAUAUUGAAUUAAUAUUUAUGUACCCAAAUUUUCUUUUUAAAAAAAAUUUCAAAAUUUGUUUUUCUAAAUUACUAGACUGUCAUAUUAUUUUAAUUAAAGCAUUAGCACUAAAUGGACUUUAAAAAUAUCAGUGGCUGUGAAUGCACAAAAGUAUUUUUUUUUGUAUGUUGAACUUUUUUUAAAAAAUAGAAACAUGACAUUUUUACAUUAAAAUUUGUUAUCUGUUGUUUAAACAGAAAUUAGUCUUGAUAUUUCCCCUUUUGUAAAAGAUGUAAAUAAGUUAUCAUGCUUGUGGAAGCCAUUAGGACAACUAUUCAAUUGGAUCUUCUAAGUCUCACAAAUGUGUAAUAUACCUUUGAUGUCAUUCUUAUAACACCCUUUUUACUUAUCCUUUAUUUAUUUAAUGAUUCUGUAAGUGUUAAAUUAAAAUUCUUCAACUUUUUUAAAUCUUGGGGGCAUGAGAAUUAAUUGUUACCUUAAUUACUUCCCUCCAAUCAGUUAAGUAUCAUUAAAAACAACAUUUAACACAUUUCAAAGACUUUGUUACAUAUAAUAUACAUAUAUUUAUUUUUCCUUUAAUGAGAUGUUUUGAAACAUUUUUGCUUGAUUGCAUUUGUAUUUUUAUGGUGCUUUUUAUUUGUAUAAUUUGGUGCUUGUGUUAAAUAUGAAUGUUUUUUUUAACACUUUGAAAUGAAUGGUUAAGUGGAUUUAUUCUAACAACCCUUUAGAUGUGAUUUGCUAGAAAGUGUCUCUUUGUUUUAGAACUGAACUUUUUGAAGGCUGUUUAUGUAAUGGUUGAGCAGUCAAGUCAUUCUGAUGUGAUAUUUUGAGUUUCCCCUCUUUUUCAAAUUAUGCACUCCUGUUGUCUCUCCUCACCUGUCCACGUGUAAGAUAUUUAUAUCAAAACAUAAGAGAGAGAACAUUGGUUUUAUGUAUGGUCAAGUUUUCUUAUUACACAAAUGCUUUUUUUUUUUUUUUUUCAUGUUGCAAUCUUAAAGAAUUGCUAAUGCAUAAUCUUUGAUAGUGUCUACAAUUGUGAUAUACCUCAUGUCGUGGUUUUAUUUUCUUUCUUUCAUCCUACUUUUGAGUCACCUUCUCAACACUGGGCAGACACAUUGAAAUUCUUUUUUCCCUACCUUCUUGUCUACAUGUACACUGCCUGCCCCUGUACUUUUAUCCUUAUUUAUUUUACUCGAUACAACCCUUAAUUUAUGUUGCAUAUAUUUAUAUAUUCAUGGCAGUAUAUGCUUCUUUAAAUAUGUCAAAACUUUAUAUUUUAAAUUUAUGUGUUUUAUAAUUUUGAGCAUUUUCUUAAAAUUUCCCAACACUGAAGCAUAAAAGUAAUUUUAAUAAAUACAUUUUCUAAUAAUUCAUCUUUGUUUACAUCAGUUUCUGCUAAUGAGAAUUUUUUUUGUUACUAUACAAAUAUUUAUAUCAAGAUUGGUGUACAUGUUCCUAUUUGAAGCCACUAAAAUGAAUUUUUUAUUCUUGUAACUCUAUACCAAGAGCAGUGAUAUGAAAUAGUUGCAGAAUGUUAUCACAGCUAGUACUAGUAGUAGCAGAGAUUUGUUUUAGAAUCUGUCAUAAAAGCAAAUGUUAACUGGUUCAUCCAUAUUAGUCAACAAGUUGAACCACAGAUGAAAUCAUAUCAGGCUUUUGUUCAUCUUUAUUACUUUUGACUUAUUUGUAGACCACAAACAUAGGAAUAUGCACCCUGUGCUGAAAGCUAUUUUAAUUGGGCUGCUUAAAACUCAUUAUUGUAUGUGGAUUAAGAAAUAGAUUGAGUAUCAUGAAACAUAGUUGAGUUUGGGGGAGGAUGGACAUAACCUAGGUUAGUCGAAUAAAUAAUUCAAAUAGAAUUGUGAAUUGCUACAUUGCUUUUCUCCACCCUGUUAAGGACAGUUGACAAAUUGUUGACUAGUUCUAAAUAUGAGUGCAAUUAAUCUACUCUGUGGUAUUUAUUUCAAUUGGUAUAUUACAUUCCCUUUUUUCCUAUGUUUAUUUUGAUAUGAGCAAUUAAGAGAAAAAUGAAUGACUUAAGUGAAAUUGUGAAUGCACAACUGAAGAUACUAUUGUUUGAGUUGUGUUGAGCACACUGGGAAGAGCAGGCUAACCUAAUUAUGAUGUACUAUUCCAUGCUUGACCUUGACAGUUUAGUCAGUAUUUCUACAACUGAAGAGUAUUGACCUCUCUGAUGAUGAUUGUAAUCAGUGAGUUUACUAAGAGUGUUUCCUAGUUUUCUUCAAGUGCACAUUUGUUUGAUUUGACUUGAAUGUUUCCACUCCUAUGUUAUGUAUGGCUACAUUUAUUCAUGGUAGACUGAUACAUCAACUGUGAUAAAUAAAUGAAACAGAAGCAAAGGAAACUAAAGAACACAGCCAUAUAACUGAGCUAAAUUUGUUCCAUCUGUACCUAGGGUGUUUGUUGAUUUAGUACCAUGUAGAACAUAACAUUUAUUGGAGCUGGUAAAUAUAAGACAGCUUCCACUCCAUUCAAGUCUUUCUUAUCCAUAAGAAACACCUGUAUGCUAGAGAGAAUGAAUGUCCCCCAAGCUAUUUUCUCAAGUCAACAAACCAUGGAAGCACCUGCUUUAUGUACAGAUUUAUUGUAGUUAAUGCACCACAAUGUAAUAUUGGCCUUGUAUAGUUUUUUUUUUUUUCUCUCAAUAAUUGUUACAUAAAUUUUGACUUUUCCAUCAAUUUGUCAAUUGUCAACAUUGUUGUAUUUCAUGCAUGUAUCCAUAAUUGUACAUUUUGUGUUAACAAAAAAUUUAUUAAAAUCACAUUUCUUUUG